Messenger RNA from Penicillium verhagenii, 936 nucleotides. RefSeq names its product phytanoyl-CoA dioxygenase family protein. The coding region runs from base 1 to 936 and encodes 311 amino acids. The record is from RefSeq and is a predicted model, not a curated record. NCBI's taxonomy places the organism in Eukaryota, Fungi, Ascomycota, Eurotiomycetes, Eurotiales, Aspergillaceae. The transcript has a single exon.
AUGGCCGGUCUCACUGAAGCUCAAGUGGCCUUCUUCCACGAGAAUGGCUACCUCGUCCUCCCAGACUACCUCAGUCCAACCGAAAUCACCUCAGUCUUGACCGAAGCCAACACCCUCCUCAACGACUUCGACCUGGACACUCACCCCCUCACCCAAUUCACGACAGGCGACGAUGACGAAACCGAUCACGUAGGUGACGACUACUUCCUCAACUCGGGCGACAAGAUCCGCUUCUUCUUCGAGAAAGAUGCCUUCACCACCGAGCCCGACCCACUCACCGGCCGCGCCGCGCUCCUCAAGCCCAAGAACCUAGCCGUCAACAAAAUCGGCCACUCCCUGCACACCCUCUCCCCACCCUUCAAGUCCAUCUCCCUGAACGAGCGCAACGCAGACAUCGCCCGCUCCCUCGGCUUCGUCGACCCCCGCGUCCUGCAGAGCAUGCUCAUCUGCAAGCAGCCCUCCAUCGGCGGCGCGGUGCCCGCGCACCAGGACUCGGAGUUCCUAUACACGGACCCGCCGUCUGCGGUCGGCUGGUGGUAUGCGCUCCAGGAUGCGGGACCGGGUAACGGGACGCUGGGUAUGAUUAAGGGAUCGCACAAGGGCGCUAAGGGCGGCCACAUCAAGAGACGCUUUGUGCGCAAGACUACCGGGUCUGGGACGGAGUUUAUUGAGAAUCAGGGUCCUGCUUUGCCCAAGGGCAUGGAGGAGGAGAAGGUUUCUGAGCCUGCGGAGGAGGAUCUGGAGAUUUUGGAGGUUAAGGCUGGUUCGCUGGUGCUUAUUCAUGGUAAUGUGCUGCACAAGAGUGAGAAGAAUACCAGUGAGCGCAGUCGGUAUGCAUAUACCUUCCAUGUUAUUGAGGGUGCAGAGGGGUGGGAGUAUGAUCAGCGGAAUUGGUUGCAGCCGCCAGAGGGUGGAUUCUCGAAGCUUUACGAGUAA